This is a messenger RNA of Cetraspora pellucida, 486 nucleotides long. NCBI's taxonomy places the organism in Eukaryota, Fungi, Glomeromycota, Glomeromycetes, Diversisporales, Gigasporaceae. The record is from the annotation of a GenBank genome assembly.
AUGUUAGCAAAAGUUCUUCGUAAAAACUCCGCUUUAACCACUUUGGAUCUUGGCUAUAAUCCUCUUGGUCUUACAGGGAUUAAUGCAUUAAUGAACGCUCUUCACACAAAUACCACCUUGACAUCUUUGAUUAUUCCUUUGUCACUUACUUUCAACGGAAUAAAAGCGUUAGUCAAAGCUCUCCGUAUAAACAAUACUUUAACUUGUUUACAAAUUGACAAGUUGUAUGAAAAUUAUAUCGAGUCUAGAGGAGCAAAAGCACUGGCAAAAGCUCUCUAUAAAAACAAUACUCUGAUUACUUUAGUAAUCAGUUUUAACUUUAUCGACUUUGAAGGGGCAAAAGCAUUUAGAAAAGUUCUUUAUACGAACACUACAUUAGCUUAUUUAGACCUUUCUUGUAACGAUUUUGAUUUUGAAGGAACAAAGGUAUUAAUAGAGGCGUUAACAAAAAAUAAUACUUUAAUAGCCUUAAAAAUUUGUGAUUAA